AUGUCGUUGUCGGACUUUGACUACGGCCAGGAGCUCGUUGAGACCCCAGAGGAGCUCAACGCCCUCUUUGAGAAAGUGGAGGAGGCAGCCCAUGCGUUCCGCCAGCUUGACCAGGCGCAGGUCGACAAGAUCUUCUAUGCCGCCGCUUUCGCAGCCUCGAACCAGCGUAUCCCCUUGGCAAAGAUGGCCUACGAGGAGACGAAUAUGGGUGUCGUCGAGGACAAGGUCAUUAAGAACAUGUUUGGGUCGGAAUAUGUGUAUAACAAGUACAAGAACAUGAAGACCGCUGGGAUUAUCGAGGAAGACAAGGCGGGCAAUACAAUUACUGUUGCAGACCCUCUUGGCAUCCUCGCUGGUAUUGUGCCCACCACAAACCCGACGUCCACUGCCAUCUUCAAGUGCCUUAUAGCGCUCAAGACGAGGAACUGCAUCAUCUUCUCUCCGCAUCACAGGGCCGUCAAGUCAACCAUCCACGCGGCACGCAUUGUCCGUGACGCCGCCGUCAAAGCUGGAGCACCUCCCAAUUGCAUUGCCUGGAUUACGAAGCCUUCCGUUCCCCUUGCGAAGGCUCUCAUGGGGCACCCCAAGACUAGCUGUGUCCUCGCUACUGGCGGCCCCGGCAUGGUCACUUCGGCCUAUAGCUCCGGCAACCCCUCCAUUGGUGUCGGUCCGGGUAAUGUCCCUGCGCUCAUUGACGAGACGUGUGACUACAAGACCGCCGUGAACCAGGUUAUCAAUAGCAAGUCGUUCGACAAUGGCGUCGUCUGCGCUUCAGAACAAGCCAUCGUCUGUGUCACGAAGGAGAUCUACGACAAGUGCAUCGAGGAGCUCAAGUUCCGCGGCGCCUACGUCAUGACGGAGGACGAGAAGCAGCGUGUCAACAAGCUGAUCCUGCCACUGAACGAGGCCACUGGGAAACAUCAGCUCAACGCCGACAUAGUCGGACGCCCUGCCCGCGACAUCGCUGCAAAGGCAGGCGUCGUCGUUCCUGCGGACUGCAAGUGCCGCUGCAUCGUGGGAACCUUCACAGAGGUGCGCCACGACGAGGCGAUGUCCUGCGAAAAGCUCUCCCCAGUUUUGGGUAUCUGUUGGGCUGAGACAUUCGAGAAGGCCGUCGACAUUUGCGGACAGAUGAUCGAUAUGGCUGGGGCAGGCCACACAGCUGCGAUUCACACAGCGCCCCACAGACGCGACCGCAUUGAGUACUUCACGCACCACAUCAGGGCUGGCCGCAUUGUCGUUAACUCUCCGAGCACGUUUGGAGGUAUCGGCGAUCUCUACAACUUUGCGAUCGAUCCCACCAUGACUAUCGGCUGUGGCUCAUAUGGCAAGAACUCCGUCUCUGAGAACGUCGGGCCGAAGCACCUUCUCAACUAUAAGAAGGUGGCCAUUGUGAGGCGCAAUCCGCUCUGGUUCAAGGUUCCGCAGGUGAUGCACGUCGGUGAGGGCGCUCUUGCUAAGGCUGCUGCGGACCUCAUCUCCCGCGGGCUCUCCAGGGCUUAUAUCAUCACUGGAAAGGUCAUGCACGAUCUUGGGUUCACGGACAAGAUCAUCAGCCCCCUUACUGCAGGCAACGUUACUGUCAAGGUCUUCACAGACGUCCUGCCGGACCCUGACCUUGGGACCUGCUAUAGGAGCCUUGCAGAGGUCAGGGAUUUCCAACCGGACAUGAUUAUCGCUCUUGGCGGUGGCUCUGCGAUGGAUCUGGCGAAGAUGGUUAGGCUUCUGUAUGAGCAUCCGAAGGUAGACUUUGCCGGGCUUGCGCAGCGCUUCAUGGACAUCCGCAAGCGCAUCUACGAGUAUCCCGAGUGCCUGGAUCUUCGCACAGCGAAAACGUUCAGUGUCGCAAUCCCGACGACUUCUGGAACAGGCUCUGAGGUGACCCCGUUCUCUGUCAUCACGGACGAGAAGGAGCACGUCAAGUAUCCCCUUGCGGACUACCAGCUCAUGACGCACAUGGCUGUCAUUGAUCCAGAGCUUGUCCUGACCGUUCCUGCAUCACUUGCUUCCUGGACGGGCGUCGACGCCCUAACUCACGCUAUUGAGUCGUACGUGUCCGUUAUGGCGACUGAGUACACCAUGCCCCUCUCUCUCCAAGCAAUCAAGACAGUCUUCGAGAACCUCGAGAAAUCUGUCGUCAGCAGGUGCCCGACUGCUCGCGGAAAUGUGCAUCAGGCUGCGACCAUCGCCGGCAUUGCGUUUGCCAACGCUUUCCUGGGUAUCUGCCACUCCUGCGCCCACAAGCUCGGCCAAAAGUAUCACAUUCCGCACGGGCUUGCUAACGCAAUAAUGCUCCCACACGUCAUCAGGUACAACGCAGUCGACGAUCCCGUCAAGAUCGCCACGUUUCCGCAGUACCUCUACCCUGUUGCUCUCGAGCGCUACGCUGAGAUAGCCGACUACUGCGGGUUCACGAACAAGAAUGACGGGAAGAGUGUCAAGGAGAAGACGGAGAUCCUCAUUAAGAAGAUCUACGACCUCUAUGAGAAGGUAGGGAUUGACGCGAAGAUCAGUGCGUGCAAGGAGGCUCCUGUUGAGGCAGACUUCUUCGCCGAGGAGAACCUGGACUAUCUCGCAUACCACGCCUUUGACGACCAGUGCACCGGUGCCAAUCCGCGCUACCCGCUGAUCGAGGACUUCAAGGAGCUCUUCCGUGCGGCCUGGUAA
This is a messenger RNA of Giardia duodenalis, 2667 nucleotides long. RefSeq names its product Bifunctional acetaldehyde-CoA/alcohol dehydrogenase. Gene Ontology annotation, molecular function: alcohol dehydrogenase (NAD+) activity; acetaldehyde dehydrogenase (acetylating, NAD+) activity; metal ion binding. Gene Ontology annotation, cellular component: mitochondrion. The transcript has a single exon. Gene Ontology annotation, biological process: alcohol metabolic process; carbon utilization. The record is from RefSeq and is a predicted model, not a curated record. Lineage: Eukaryota; Fornicata; Diplomonadida; Hexamitidae. The coding region runs from base 1 to 2667 and encodes 888 amino acids.